This is a messenger RNA of Saccostrea echinata, 543 nucleotides long. RefSeq names its product allatostatin-A receptor-like. The record is from RefSeq and is a predicted model, not a curated record. Lineage: Eukaryota; Metazoa; Mollusca; Bivalvia; Ostreida; Ostreidae. Gene Ontology annotation, molecular function: G protein-coupled receptor activity. Bases 1 to 543 code for a protein of 180 amino acids. The transcript has 4 exons. Gene Ontology annotation, cellular component: membrane. Gene Ontology annotation, biological process: G protein-coupled receptor signaling pathway.
AUGAUACUGAACAUCUCGUUGGAUAACUUAACAACAGGCGAAGAGCAAUUUCAACCCAACAGCAACAACAAAUUCAUCGAAUUUGAGAGACUUGUCCAACGUGUAAUUCCAGUCAUAUUUGGACUGAUAGUACUUCUGGGAUUCAUAGGAAACGCAUUAGUCAUCACUGUUAUUCUGGCAAAGAAAAAACUGCAAAAUACUACGAAUAUCCUGGUUGUUAGUCUUGCCUCUGCUGAUCUUCUCUUUGUUGUUUUUUGUGCCUCAUUCACCGCUUCGAACUACGCAAUGUCGUACUGGCCAUUUGGAAACAUUUGGUGUAAACUUGUUAACUUUAUAUCACACACCUUUACUGAUAGCAAAAUAACUAUAGGAUCCACAGCCGUUUUGAUAGCUGCUAACUGCCUAGCUUAUGCCAAUAGUUGUAUAAAUCCACUGUUGUAUGCUUUUCUCUCUGAGAACUUCCGAAGAAAUCUUAGGUCAGUGGUGCUUAAAUGCAUUUCACUAUAUAACUAUGAAAGGGAAAAGGAUCACGAAGGAGGUUAA